UCCUGAUAUUGUCUGGAUCCAUCCGCUCGUUGUCUUUUCGGAAGGCCUCUUAGUCUUUAUAACGGAAAAUUCGUUUCGAUUUUUAGACUCUAAUCCUGUAUUUUUUUUCCUGGUCCGAAUUGCUCAUAGUUUUCUUAACUUGCGCAUCCCGGAGUCUGGACUUAAAGCUCUUUCGCUGGAUUGGUGUGAGCUGUUUUUGUUUACAGGUUCGGGAAUUUCUUCAGUGAAUUUCCUGGUCUUUAUCUAAUAAUUCAAUCAGCAUUUGAAUGGCUGAAUUCAUCUGCUCUUUUGGUUGUAAAUCGUGUGCCGUCAAUUUCAGUGACCUAGUUGUUAACCAUGGAAACCUGUACGCGUAGAGCUUGCUCUCAAUGUUCAAUGGUGAUUGCAGGAGUUCUGGGAUGGUUCAAGCAGAGUAGUGUAUUAUAAAGCAGAAUAUGCGAAGAUGUCUGUGGUGAUUAAACUGAAUCGAGUGGAUCGCGUUUACAGACCACCUGAUGUAAUCGGUGGAACGAUAAUCGUCGAUACUCCCUCAAGUGUUUCACACCAGGGUGUCCGUUUAACUGCUGUAGGACACAUCAUGUUGCAGCUGAGUCCCAGACAGGUGGGAGUUUUUGAGGCCCUUUAUAAAUCUGUUAAACCUAUUGAGCUCAUGCAUAAGGUUGUGGAUAUUCAAGCUCCUGGAAAACUUCCACGUGGAGAGACAGAGAUUCCUUUUGCCAUUUCCUUGGAAACACCCAAAGGAGGCAAGCUGUUCGAAUCCUUUCAUGGAGCCUACAUUAAUAUCCAGUAUCUGCUUACAGCUGAACUUAUCAGAGGAUAUCUUCAAAAACAGAUGUCAUCAAUGAUAGAAUUUAUGGUGGAAGAACGAAACGGUAUAUGCUUUUCAUCAGCCUGCUCCGCGAGGUGUUAUUGUUGCUUAGAAAGUGGUAAGAUUAUUGCAGAACAAAUACCCAGAGGACUCAUUGAAUCAACAACAGUAAAUUUCUACAUCACCCACGACACACAGAAACACAUGAUUUCUCCAGUCCUUCGGUCAGGAGGCUUUAAAAUCACUGGACGUGUUGUUACUCAGUGCUCUUUGUCCGAGUAUGUUACGGGUGAGUUGACAGUCGAGCAUUCAUGUGUUCCCAUAAGCUCAAUCGACCUUCAGCUCCUACGGGUGGAAUCAGUUGCUGCCAGUGACAGAACUGCCACUGAGACCUCGGAGAUUCAGAGCACUCAGGUGGCAGAUGGUGAUGUUUGUCGAGGGCUUGCAGUGCCUAUCUACAUGGUCCUUCCUCGCCUUUUAACAUGCCCCACAUUGGCUACCGGGGCGUUCUCUUUGGAGUUUGAACUGUCAAUCGUUGUCACAUUCGAAGUAGGAUUGUCAAGGCACGCCCUCUUGUAUGAUCCAAACGCAACUAAGAUGGUGUCAGCGAAUGAGACUCUGCCAUUGAGGCUUAUGCGAAUUUGAUUCACAGUCUUCGCUGAUCCAAAAGUUUGCAAGAUACUAUGUGUGUGCAAAAGACACGCACUGUAUAUCAAACUUUUGUUCGUCUACCAUCUGGUGCUGGGUACUGGAGGUUAUCUGCCCAUACACCUGAACUGGACUUUUCAGGUUGAUACAGGAAGUAGCUGAUAUUUUGGUGACGAGACAUGAAGUGGGUUUCUAUCACUCGCCGAUAUUCGCACUAAAUGUGAGUAUGAAUUAGCAGAUAUGAUGAACUUCAUCAUGCUGAUAAGUCUGAAAUUUUAGUCGAAUGCAAUUCAGCUCUUUAUCGGCUUUGGAAGCUAGUUCAGUUUUCUUCGCUGCUCUAAUCCAAACCUUUAACCUUGAGAGGUGCAAAGAACGAUCAAAUCCCAGCGAGUUACUAGAAGGAUCCAAGAUCAGAGAGCAAAUGCACACGUUGCUGGAACAGAAGCUGACCAUAUUUCCCUUCCAGGACUUAUAUUGGUUAGGUGCUAAGUUUCAAAAAACUGGAAUACGACUCCAUUGUUGCAGGUUCAAGCGCAACACUCAGAUUGAUUUAAGCCCUCAAGUUUUUGCAGUGUAUUAAUUUAGUACUCUUCCAAAAGUUUUCCUGUGGACUUCCCCUGUCGCUUUUUAUCGGUAUUCACCCUUUCUUGA
Physcomitrium patens is the source of this 2107-nucleotide messenger RNA. Lineage: Eukaryota; Viridiplantae; Streptophyta; Bryopsida; Funariales; Funariaceae. The record is from RefSeq and is a predicted model, not a curated record.